AAGAGGUGGCCUAGAGCCGUUCGCCAGACACCGCUGCCCUCUCGCUGAGGCCGGAGGCGCACAGGAUGCCUCAGCCACGGACCUUCCUCCUGCUCCUCCUGCUCCCCAUCAGCAGCGCCCUGGCCCUCAGGCUCUGCUCCUUUAACGUGCGGUCCUUUGGGGAAGCCAAGAAGGAGAACAAGAAUGCCAUGGAUGUCAUCGUGAAGGUCAUCAAACGCUGUGAUAUCAUGCUCCUGAUGGAAAUCAAGGACAGCAACAACAUCAUCUGUCCCAUGCUAAUGGAGAAACUAAAUGGAAAUUCAAGAAGAGGCACAAUGUACAACUAUGUGAUUAGCUCUCGCCUUGGAAGAAACACGUAUAAAGAGCAGUAUGCCUUUCUGUACAGGGAAAAGCUAGUGUCUGUGAAGAAACGCUACCUCUACCAUGACUAUCAGGCUGGAGACACAGAUGUAUUUUCCAGGGAACCCUUUGUGAUCUGGUUCCAGUCACCCUACACCGUUGUCAAGGACUUCGUGAUUGUCCCUCUGCACACCACCCCUGAGACAUCCGUUAAAGAAAUUGAUGAGCUGGUUGAUGUCUACGUGGAUGUGAAACGCCGCUGGAAGGCGGAGAAUUUCAUUUUCAUGGGUGACUUCAACGCCGGCUGUAGCUAUGUCCCCAAGAAGGCCUGGAAGAACAUCCGCUUGAGAACGGACCUCAACUUUGUUUGGCUGAUAGGGGACCAAGAGGACACCACGGUCAAGGAGAGCACCAGCUGUGCAUAUGACAGGAUCGUGCUUCGAGGACAAGAGAUCGUCAGCUCUGUUGUUCGCAAAUCGAAUGGCACCUUUGACUUCCAGAAAGCUUAUGGGUUGACCGAAGCGGAGGCCUUGGAUGUCAGCGACCACUUUCCAGUUGAAUUCAAACUACAAUCUUCAAGGGCCUUCACCAACAGCAAAAAAUCUAUCUCUCCAAGGAAGAAAACGACCCGUCGCUCCUAGAUGCAACAGUGCCAUUAUAUUAGCCAUUUCUUGCCUCUAAAUAGAACAGCCCCUAUAGGUAUUAACUGCUGCCUGUGCUCAGGAAACAAGACUGGCCCAACUGAAUUUCAACCUGAAUUUAAUUUGAUUUAAGUCAAUUUGGGAGGGCAGUCUUCUCUUACCCUUCUUGGGCUCAUACAUCCCCUGACUUACCUAAAAGAAAACUGGGGGCUUUUGCAGUCCAGAAGGAUAGGCUUCAUGUCCCAAGCUAGAACCCCAAUCAGCUGUCAGAGCCUCUGCUCAGCCCUGUCAUGAAAGAGGCCACAGGAGGAGGAGACUGUCAGACUUCCGUCUUCACAAGGGGACCCUACGCCACGGGAAAUGACCAGAAAGGCCAAGGCCCCAACCACACCCUAUGAUUUGGGCAAUUAUCCGUUUGAGGAAUAUGUCCCCUCCUGUUGGAAGUCAGGAUGGUGAUUGCAUCUCACAGGAAUGAAGAAUGAAGGCCAUCCCCCUGGCCUCCCUGCCUCCAAAUUAUCCUCCAACUCAGCCAGCCCAGUAACCACCAGGGCCAUCCUUUGAAAUUGCAUCCUGACCACAGCCACCUGCAUGUCCCACCCUUGCUUCGAUAUCCUGGGGGGCUCCCACCACCAUCUGGAGAGAGCCCAGAGUUUUCGGAUGCCCACAAGGGUCUGUAUUUUCUGGCAUAACAUGUCAGCCUUACCUUCAUGCCACCUUGUGCUUUGUGCCCAGCAGGACUGCCCCUUCCCCGCAUGGCCCCAAGCCUCCCUCCUCCUGGCCUUUGAGUGGGCCAGCUGGCUGGCAGAGUCUCGGGAUUUUGUUAUCAUUCUGCAACCGAAGAGUCACAGGGGAGGCCUGCCAGCUCCGUUUUACCUGUAUCCAUGGUGACCGUUCUUGUUUGUUUCACUUUGCUUUCCCUUACAUUGCUUCUUUUGUUCAAGUGGUACCUGAACAUGGCUAAAUAUGCAAGCAGUACCAAAGAAUAAGCAGAGACAAGAAAUGCUGCCCCAAAAUCCUCACCCACUCGUUUCCCGCCUCAGAAGCAAACCCCUCACCAGUUUAUGCUCCCUUCCAAGAGAGUCGAUGCAUAAAAAUAAGCACUAUCUGUAACCUGGAAAUAUAGAGUAUAUUAUGCAUGA
This is a messenger RNA of Suricata suricatta (meerkat), 2119 nucleotides long. RefSeq names its product deoxyribonuclease 1 like 3 (gene DNASE1L3). Gene Ontology annotation, cellular component: nucleus. NCBI's taxonomy places the organism in Eukaryota, Metazoa, Chordata, Mammalia, Carnivora, Herpestidae. The transcript is spliced from 8 exons. Bases 66 to 980 code for a protein of 304 amino acids. The record is from RefSeq and is a predicted model, not a curated record. Gene Ontology annotation, molecular function: DNA nuclease activity. Gene Ontology annotation, biological process: apoptotic DNA fragmentation; programmed cell death involved in cell development.